AUGGCGCCUAACAGAGUGAUUGUCGUUGGUGGUGGAUUGUCCGGCCUGAGUGCCGCUCACACCGUCUACCUGAACGGUGGUAACGUCCUGGUUCUGGACAAGCAGAACUUCUUCGGAGGCAACUCCACCAAGGCCACGUCCGGUAUCAACGGCGCUCUCACGCGCACCCAGACGGAUCUGGGCAUCCAAGACAGCGUCAAGCAGUUCUACGAGGAUACUCUCAGGUCCGCCCGAGACAAGGCCCGUCCAGACCUGAUCAAGGUCCUCACCUACAAGUCUGCCUCGGCCGUCGAAUGGCUGCAGGAUGUCUUCAACCUGGACCUUACUCUGGUGUCCCGUCUGGGAGGCCACUCCCAACCCCGUACCCACCGUGGCCAUGAUGCCAAAUUCCCCGGCAUGGCUAUCACCUACGCUCUCAUGCAGAGAAUCGAGGAGUUGGCGGAGGCCGAACCGGAGCGGGUGCAGCUCCUCAAGAAGGCCCGUGUCACCGGCAUCAACAAGAACGGCAACCAGAUCACGGGUGUGACCUACGAGUACAACGGCGAAACCCACACCGCGGACGGUGUUGUCAUUCUGGCAACCGGUGGAUACGCCGCCGAUUUCACGGAGGAUUCGCUCCUGAAGAAGUGGCGCCCGGACACCUUCCACCUGUCGUCCACCAACGGCACUCACGCUACCGGUGACGGUCAGAAGAUGCUGAUGGCCAUUGGCGCCAAUGCCAUCGACAUGGACAAGGUCCAGGUGCACCCGACCGGUCUGGUCGACCCCAAAGACCCCAAUUCCAAAUGGAAGUUCCUGGCUGCCGAAGCUCUGCGUGGUGAAGGUGGUAUCCUCCUCAACUCGGACGGCCAGCGCUUCGCCGACGAGCUGGGUCACCGCGACUACGUCUCCGGCCAGAUGUGGAAGGAGAAGGAAAAGGGCAAAUGGCCCAUUCGCCUGGUGCUCAACAGCAAGGCCUCCAACGUCCUGGACUUCCACACCCGCCACUACUCCGGCCGUGGCCUUAUGAAGAAGAUGACCGGUAGGGAGCUGGCUAAGGAGAUCGGCUGUGGUGAGGCCGCGCUGAAGAAGACCUUUGACGAGUACAACGAGAUCGCCGAGGGCAAGAAGAAGGACCCUUGGGGCAAGAAGUACUUCCACAACAUGCCCUUCAGCAUCGACGACACCUUCCACGUUGCCUUGAUGGAGCCUGUGCUGCACUUCACCAUGGGUGGUAUCGAGAUCAACGACAAGGCCCAGGUCCUGAACUCCGAGAAGAAGCCCUUCGAGGGUCUCUACGCUUGCGGUGAGCUGGCGGGUGGUGUCCACGGAGCCAACCGUCUCGGUGGUUCGUCUCUCUUGGGCUGUGUCGUCUUUGGCCGUGUGGCUGGUGACAGUGCUAGCCAGUAUCUCUUCCAGAAGGUCCUCUCCGAGGGUGCAUCGACGGCUCAGCAGCGUCUGGGCCAGAUCUCCCUGCACAUCGACCCGUCCACGCCUGGCAAGAUCUCGGUGGAGUGGAACAACGCCAAGUCCGACGGGAAGGACACAGCUUCUACUCGCGUGGAGGCUCCUACGGCGGCUGCCGGCACACCUGCUGCUUCUUCCUCAUCCAAUGCCUCUGCCGCUCCUGCAAGCAAGGCCAACAAGGCCUCCUCGGGACCGGCGGAUGUUGCAAACUUCAAGAUCCCUGACAAGGAGUUCACGAUGGAGGAGGUUGCCAAGCACAACAAGAAGGAUGACCUGUGGAUAGUCGUCAAGGGUGUGGUGUUGGAUAUGACCAACUGGCUCGAUGAGCACCCAGGUGGCGCCCAGGCUCUGUUCAGCCACAUGGGCCGUGACGCUUCUGAGGAAUUCGAGAUGCUUCAUGACGAUGAGGUCAUUCCCAAAUAUGCCCCCCAGAUUGUGAUUGGCCGUGUAAAGGGCCAGAAGCCUCGCCUGCAGUUCUAA
Rasamsonia emersonii CBS 393.64 is the source of this 1926-nucleotide messenger RNA. Its product is annotated as Fumarate reductase (NADH). The transcript is spliced from 6 exons. Gene Ontology annotation, molecular function: FMN binding; oxidoreductase activity. The record is from RefSeq and is a predicted model, not a curated record. NCBI's taxonomy places the organism in Eukaryota, Fungi, Ascomycota, Eurotiomycetes, Eurotiales, Trichocomaceae. The coding region runs from base 1 to 1926 and encodes 641 amino acids.